AUGUCGCAUCACGCGCGAUCUCGUUCGCACUCAAGUGACACAUCUCGCCGCGAUCGAGAGCGAGUCGUAUUAAGGGAAUGGAUUUGGAGUAAAUACGAUAGUAAUUGAUGAUAUCCGCGAUACGCGUGUAGCGUAAUUAGUGCUCGAACGCAUUCUCGCGACGUUCGAUCGUUCACGGCGGUUGACAAGCGACGCGAAGUCAUGUCAGUGCCGAUCGAUGUGAAGUUAUCGCGUGUAAUUUUUCGAAUUUUCCGUAGACGCAUCUCGUGCUCUAACGAACGAAAAUCGUGUGUGCGAAUAUCACGGCAUUUAUUUAUAUCGGCUCGAAAUAUUAUACAAAGUGGCGAGUGACAUGUCACGUGUGUGUGUGUGUGUGUGUGUCGCGAUUAAUCGUGUAAUCGAGCGCGAUCCGAGUCUCCUUCGUAUAUUGAGUGAAUAUAACCUUAUAUCGUGAGUGCGCCGAGUAAAACUGUUCUUUACCCCUCGAAAUCGUAUCUAGGAGAGUUGACGACAGCGGCGAUCGAGCGAGAAGGAAAUUGUGAUCAACUUAGUAAUGCAACCGAGCUCCACGUCAUAUAAGUUAUGCUGACAAUGAGUCUUAUCAACAUUAUGAUGUCAAUCACGGAAAGUUACUUUAUCCAUGCAAGAUAGGCAAGAUCUAUCGACCAAUCGGAAAUGUUGUGUAUGUUCGAGAUAGGCAAUUAGAGCGAAGAAGACAAACCACACUCAUGGAUAUGUCGUCCAAGACUCUGCACAACGAGCACAUUAAGCGGCCGAUGAACGCCUUUAUGGUGUGGUCGCGUGGUCAACGUCGCAAGAUGGCACAGGAGAAUCCAAAAAUGCACAAUUCGGAGAUCUCGAAGAGACUCGGCGCCGAAUGGAAGUUGCUGACCGAGAGCGAAAAGCGUCCCUUCAUCGACGAGGCGAAAAGAUUGAGAGCUCUUCACAUGAAAGAGCAUCCCGACUACAAAUAUCGACCGCGCCGGAAGCCGAAGUCUCUGGUGAAGAAAGAGAACAAGUUUGGCUUCACGAUAACGCCGUUGAUAUCGUCCGGCGACGGUCUGUCGAAUCUACCACGUGGUCUCCUGCCACCACUGGCACCGCCCGCACAUCAUUCGUUGAUGUCGCACGAGGACUUGAAAAUCCCGCGCUUCUUCCCGCCGUUCCCCUACCCGCUCUAUCCGCUGCAGCACAAGCUGGGCGACGACUUCAAUGGUGGCAAACUGGCCGCCGACCUGGCCCUUCAAGCACUCUACAGUGGCGGCACCUUCUACCCGAGCCACCAGACAAUAGCGUCCUGGCCGACUGGUUUGUCAGCGGCCGCUUGCCUGCAGCCCAACUGCAGUUGUCCCAGCCCGCCAAAAGAGUCCAAGAGGCCGUUCCCGCCAACCAAGAUGGAUGAUCCGCCCUUCCCGAGCCCGGCCAGGGCCGAUGACAAUGCUGUGAUCGCGGAACGAGAGGAGUCCCGAUACCGGAAGCUCGAGGAAGACUUCUCCACCGCCUUGGAGAGGCACCAUCAUCAUCAUCAUCAUCUUCAUCAAGAGGAUCGCUCUCAGGAUCGCUUCUCUUCGUCUUCCUCUUCAUCCCCACCCACGGAACAGCCGGAAAAAUCAUCGACGACGACGACGUCCUCGGCGUCAUCGAGCUGCAGAAUCGACAACGCUCCUUUCUCCGUUCAGAGUUUGACGUCGAGCACCGGUAGUUCGAGUUCGGGCUCGCAGCGCGGACACAUUAUAUGAAGACCGCUUCCGGUUCUCCCGGAUCUCAACUUCCGGGGGAGCCUGGUGCCGGCCACGUGGCCGACCGCCGAUUGGUGGAGGGUGACACCGAUGCUCUCGCCGAUUCCCCAGACGACAGUCGCGAGUCUCAGCACCGGCGUCGUCAAGGAGGACGUCGUGCACUUUCAGGACGAGCAGCAGAUGAACGCGACGAUCGUGUCGAGAUCGCCGAGGAGCGGCGUCCACAUCGCCAACGUGCAAUGAUUCAAUGAAUCGGCCUGGUGUACCUUAAAGUCCGGAUGAAUAUCUCUUGGGUCAUCUUAUCAUCAUCAUCGAAGAUGAACCUUUUGUCUUGAACCUUCGUCCUAUCGCGAUAUCCUCUUCUCCGAUGAGGGAACUAUUAAAACCAGUCAUUUUGUAGCUUGGACAUUUCGCGAACGUAAUCUACAACUAGUGAAAAUAAUUGUGUAUAAUUGAAACGCUCUCUCCCUAAAAAUAAGAUAAUAUUGAUCGUGUAAUAAAUAACUCCCGCGAAACUUGGGAAAUAACUUGCGCGAUCGCCGGAAUCGCAUUCUGGCGAACGAAAAGGAGAAGAGACAGGAAUCGAUAACACGCUACGGCCCCGAAAUCCCACAAAGGGCGUCCGCAAAUGGUCCUCUCGACCGGAUCGUGCACGCGAAGCUGGAUACUAGAGGAGUCCAAUUUUGAUGAGAUAACCAACCCUCUCUUGCAUGCCACAUAUUAC
Messenger RNA from Cataglyphis hispanica, 2463 nucleotides. Its product is annotated as protein capicua homolog. NCBI's taxonomy places the organism in Eukaryota, Metazoa, Arthropoda, Insecta, Hymenoptera, Formicidae. Gene Ontology annotation, biological process: anatomical structure morphogenesis; cell differentiation; regulation of DNA-templated transcription. Gene Ontology annotation, molecular function: DNA-binding transcription factor activity, RNA polymerase II-specific; RNA polymerase II cis-regulatory region sequence-specific DNA binding. The transcript is spliced from 4 exons. Bases 729 to 1739 code for a protein of 336 amino acids. The record is from RefSeq and is a predicted model, not a curated record.